Molecule: messenger RNA, 690 nt
Organism: Rotaria sp. Silwood2
Lineage: Eukaryota; Metazoa; Rotifera; Eurotatoria; Philodinida; Philodinidae
Source: the annotation of a GenBank genome assembly
AUGAAUACUGCACGACAGUGGCACACAGCAUCCGUAUUACCAAAUGGAAAAGUGUUAGUCACCGGUGGAGAAUAUACUGUUGACUUUGAUCUAAGUACUACUGAAUUGUAUGAUCCAUCAACGGAAACUUGGACAACGACUAGCAGUAUGAAUUAUGUACGAGGAAGUCACACAGCAUCCAUAUUAACAAAUGGGAAAGUGUUAGCUACUGGUGGAUUACUUAGUGAUUAUUUUUAUUUCUAUGGUGCUAUAUUGUACGAUCCACCAGUAGGAAAUUGGACAAUGAUUAAUGGUAUGCAUUAUGCACGAAAACGGCAUACAGCAUCCGUAUUGACAAAUGGAAAAGUGUUAGUUACUGGUGGAUACAAUGGUAGUACUCCUCUCAAUAGUGUUGAAUUGUAUGAUCCAUUAACAGGCACUUGGACAACGACUGGUAAUAUGAAUUGUGCACGAUUUUCGCACACAGCAUCUGUAUUAACAAAUGGACAAGUCUUAAUUACUGGUGGAUAUAAUGCUGAUUCUGCUAUAAAUAGCACUGAGUUGUACGAUCCAUCAACAGGUACUUGGAAAACGACUAGCAGUGUGAAUAAUGCACGAGGAAGUCAUUCAGCAUCUGUAUUACAAAAUGGAAAUGUGUUUGUUUCUGGUGGACUUGAUAAUUUUACUCUAAAUACUUCAAAGUUAUAUUAA